AAUAGCGCGUCUGCCUGUACAUUUGAUGCUAAAAGGCUAAAACAAUGGCUUCGAGUGCAUCGAGGUUCAUAAAGUGCGUGACUGUAGGCGAUGGGGCUGUUGGGAAGACCUGUAUGCUUAUCUGCUAUACCAGCAACAAGUUCCCCACUGACUAUAUACCAACUGUGUUUGACAACUUCAGUGCAAAUGUGGUCCUUGAAGGAACAACAGUUAACUUAGGCCUUUGGGACACAGCAGGUCAGGAAGAUUACAACAGGCUAAGGCCCUUGAGCUACAGAGGAGCCGAUGUCUUUGUUUUGGCAUUUUCGUUAGUUAGUCGAGCUAGCUAUGAGAACAUAAUUAAAAAGUGGAUCCCUGAACUUCAGCACUUUGCUCCUGGAAUUCCUUUGGUACUCGUUGGCACCAAACUAGUUCCCGUUUCCACCAUGCAGGGGGAGGAGCUUCGCAGACAAAUUGGUGCAUCAUAUUACAUUGAAUGCAGCUCCAAGACUCAACAGAAUGUAAAAGCAGUGUUUGAUGCUGCUAUUAGGGUAGUUAUAAAGCCCCCACAAAACCAACGGGAGAAGAAAAAGCCACGCAAAGGAUGUAUGGGGUUCGAACAUGUUCUGUGGAAGAAGAUGCUUGGAAUGAAAUUUUUCGAGGUUAAAGUGCUAAACCCGUUUUGUUUUGCUGACUAAAAAUGCUUUGGGCAAUUAACCGGAAUAUUAUAUAGCCGAUUGGUCUCUCCGCAUGUUUAACUUGCUUUUUAAGUGUUUGUUUUGUGAUGAUCUAAUUUGUGUCCUUUGAUGUUGUUUAUGGAGAUAGUAUAGGUAAGCUACUACAGAGUAUCUUAAUAUGCAAUUGGCCUUGUUUUAGUGAAGUUGUUAGUAUAAAAUGAUGGAACUUUGAUUGAUGAGACAGAGAUUGAGAAAGUUUGUUGAAUUUAUGGCCAUUUUAUGUUGAAAUUGAUCCAUUGGGCCGGUAUGGCGG
This is a messenger RNA of Striga asiatica, 969 nucleotides long. NCBI's taxonomy places the organism in Eukaryota, Viridiplantae, Streptophyta, Magnoliopsida, Lamiales, Orobanchaceae. The record is from the annotation of a GenBank genome assembly.